AUGGAUCCUAAAGCCAACUCUGAGACAGCAUCCUCCCCCUCUGCAUCUGAAGACCCUGCAUUGGAGCAGGGGCUCUUUCUGUCCAGCCCUCAGAGUCAAACAGAAGGUGGAGCACCGAUCUUACUACAGCUGUUGGAGUUUAAAACUCAUCUACAGGAGGUCGUAGAGGAGCUGCAUAUUCGACGGGAUGCAGAGAUGCGGUUUGAGGAUGAGAUCAGUAAGCUUGCCCUGGAGAAACAGGAGCUAGAGUGGGAGAAGGAAUCUCUUCAACAUCAAAUAGAAACCAUAACAAAACAGCACACUGAAUCACUCAGCACUGUGAGGAAAGGGUUUCAGGUCAAAUUACAACACGCCGAGGAGGAGAAGGGGAAAUACCAGGUCAGUGCCGAGUUAAAGGACAAGGAGAUUAACAAUUUGAAGGAAGAGCUGAAGUCAUUGCAGUUGCUGAAAUACAACUUGGAGAAAAAAUCCAGUGAGCUGGAACAGAAACUAGCCCUACAGAGUCGGACCAAAGAGAACCAUCUGAACCAACUGGCAGAGGUGGAAAAAAGAUUCAGCCUCCUUUCCAAGCAGUGUGCCCUGGUCAAGCAAGCUCAUGAUAAACUGGAGCAGAAUGUUGAUGAGGCCAUGAAGAUGAAUAGCAAGUUGACUACUGCCAGUCAAAAACAAGAGAGAAUCAUUGUUUCACUUAAGAAGGAGUUAGAGGAAGUCAGUAAGAAGCUCAUAAAGGAAAGGAUGAAACUGGUCGCACAUGAAAAGACCCCGAGUCCUUCAGGGAGGGUACAGCUUGUACAAGAGCUGCAACAAAAACUCAACAUGGAGACUGAAAUGAACAAGAAAUUAAGGGAGGAGAAUGUUGCAGAACGAACAGAAAAGCAGAAGCUGAUGAGGUCCCUGCAGCACAACCAGCAGAUGAUGCUGAGUCAGACACAGACAGUUAGGAGACUGGAACAAGAGCUAGAGAGUCAAAUAGUGAACUUCCAGGCCCUUAAGCAAGAACAGGAAGCGAUGCGAGGGGAUAGAAAGGCAAUGGAAGACAAAGUGGCAGAACUGACUGAGAGCUACGCCGCUUCCAAGAUGAGCUGGGACAAAGAGAGGGCAACAUUUCUGCAUCAAAUUAAGAGUGAGCAGUCAGACCUUCAAGCUAUGAAAGAGGCUUAUGAAGACAUUCAGCAGAAAUGCUCAGAUAUGACCUUGAAGGCCAACUCUCAGGGAAAUCAAACAGAAAAACAGGAGAUGAAAGACAGCAGUCAAAGUCCCCUUUUUCCAACCCAGCUGUUCUUCUUAGUUGCGGAAGGCUUCAGAGCUGAGCAAUUUCCAAACAACCCAAACUCCAACUCUGAGCUCCCUGACCUCGGCAGUCUACAUCACACUGUUUCCUCUCAGGCCAAAAUCCCAGAUUGUCUGAAGGACACAGGAGCAGCUUCAAAGCUGGCUGCUACCGGAGCAAGUGGAGAUCAAGACAAGUCGAAUUCUCAGCAACAAAUGAUUCAACAGAUCUCUGAUCUGACUAGAAAUGUCCCUGAAACCUCUGAAAAACCCACUGGAACCUGUCUUAAUAUAUCAGACCCUGGAUGUGUCUCCCUAGAUGGAUCAGAAAUACCAAAUUAUGAUGCAAAUGAUAAGGAAGACCAUGGAAGGGAAGAUACCAAACAUGAAACCAAGGAUACAGAGGAGGGAAAUGAAACAUUUCGAAAAGAGGAUGUGAGAAGUGAAAGAAAUGCAGGAGAAAAAAGGACAAUCCCAGUUGAAACGGCAGAUAGAACAGACACGUACAGGGUUAACGAGGGGUCAGCAAAGGCAACAGAGAAGACCAGUACCCCAGAAACAGAAACAAGAGAUAGAGGAGAGGGAGAAGUAACAGAUGGAGCAAAAGAGAGAGCACAGACGUUAGAGCAUGCAGCAGUGGCUGCAGAAACACAGAUACCAGCUCUGACAACCGCUGAUAUGGCUGAAGCGAGCGCCGCAGUGCAGGUCAAUGACUUCAUGGACAAUGAGCUGCUGUCAACCGUCUGUGAACCCCUGAACUCCGCAGAAAGUGUUUCUCAGAAAGUCGCAGGGAAUCUAAACGAUACAUUUAGUGUGAACGAAGAAGCACACGAAGAACAGCAAAGUGUCGAUGCUGAAGAUGAGCGACAUGAUUUAACUGGAGUGGUUCAGACUUCAUGUCCCGAAGCUAAGCCGAUGAGCAGUCAGUUGAUCCCACCUUGUCUUAUUCCAGGUGAGAACCAAUUCGGGGAAACAUCCAAUGAUCUUCCUGACAGAUAUUCUGAAAUCUCAAAACAGUUGAAUGCAUCCACCUCCCUGACCAACCCUGCACUGUUUGCUCCUGAGUUUGAGCAAAACAACAACGUCGAGGGCUGCCAAACCAACCAAACAGAAACGGAAACAUGUAAUCCAUCAAACGUCGAUGCUAAUAUGACCCAAGAAGAGGAAAAUACUGGUUUAUCUGUGAGUAAAGAAUCUGGGUUAAUGAGAGAACCAACCCAGGAAGUAUUAGCAAAGGAGGGUGUGCAGCUGGCAUCUCCUGUGGCUGAUGAUAAAGAGGAUGCUCAAAAGAGGAAGAAGACACAGCCAAACGUAAACACAUGCAAAAAUACUUGUAUACCUUCAUUAACAUCCAGUUUAAACAACGCAUCCCUGGAGGUUAUUCUUAAACCAGAUGUUUGUACUGGAAAAUCUCAGGAGCAAACAAAACCCAAUUCACCCAAAGAUGUAGGAGAUAAAGAGAAACCUGUAAAGACAGACGAUAUGAAGCUCCUUGUUCUGCGGAGUCAUGACAACAAGGAAUCAUCAGAGACGGACAGUUUGCAACUUCCUCAGAUGGCUGCAAAAGAGAAGAGACAUGAAGCCUCCUCUGAUUUGUCCCUGUUGAACAAAAAUAGCUUCAGGCCCCUGUUCGAUUGGGGGACAACUCAGAGGACGACCUCUAGCUCCAGAGAGAAGUCAGAUGACUUCAUCCUACAACAGUUAAGCCAGGGAGCCCAAACAUCUGGACCAGAUACUGCAGGACAUUCCCAGAGAAAGAUAGCCAUGUUCAACCCCAGCAGGCUCAACAAAGUUCCCCUUCUCUUCACAAGAGAAUCUGACAUGUUUAGUGCAGCCUGUUUGACGAGUCAGCGGAAGGAGAGUCAGGGCAUAAAGGAGGAGACCUGGAGGAAGCCAGCAGCAGAAACGGACAAGAGAUCUUUUUCUGUCGGUUCUUUUCCAGUCGCCUCCUCUUCUAACACAAGCAGCAAAGGCUCAUGGGAGAAUAAUCUGGAAUGUAGCAAAGCUGCAAGCCUGACUUCUGCUCCGGCCUCUGAAUCAGACAUGACUGAACUAUCCUGCUCCCAAGAGAGGGAAACCCAGCAGUCAUCCUUUAGAGCACAGAUCUCUAAGAUCGAACAAUUUCUGAACAGCGAGAGGCUGCGUUUUCCCAAAAGACGUCGAACUGACAACUGAUCAGAGCCGACGUUUCCUCCUCUGAUACACGAGAAAUCUUUUCAACAAGUUUGUUUGUUUAUAGCAACAUAGGCUUACAUUUUUUCAUAGAUCCUCUUGUUAUAAAAUAACCUUUUAAAUUUGCAUCAGUUGACUAAUUUUUGUCAAACCUUAAGAUUAAUUCUGCUGUUUUAGAAAUAUUUUCUGUUUGUGCAGAAAUCUGUGUUGCUUGUUCAUUAUAAGAUUUGUGCAGCUGUGUUAAGAGGAAAUUAAUAUUAAUUAACCUAGAUGUAAAAACGUCUGUAUGGAUUUUGUUUUCUGUGAUUUUAACAUGAGGAUUGGAUUCAAAGUAAGCAGAUUUUGAGACACUUUUCCCUGUUGUAUUUAAGAAGAUUGUUCAUUGUAAUU
This is a messenger RNA of Cyprinodon tularosa, 3831 nucleotides long. Its product is annotated as COP1-interactive protein 1-like. NCBI's taxonomy places the organism in Eukaryota, Metazoa, Chordata, Actinopteri, Cyprinodontiformes, Cyprinodontidae. Bases 1 to 3444 code for a protein of 1147 amino acids. The record is from RefSeq and is a predicted model, not a curated record. The transcript has 20 exons.